AUGGGCCACGUUUGCACCAAAAUCAUGAAGGCGGCCCGGGUCAUCACUGAGAAAUACUACCCGUGCCUGGGUAAUGACUUCCACACGAACAAGCAUGUGUGCGAGAUCGCACAUCUGAUGAAGCGGACUCAGGCUCCCCUCGGCUUGCUGAGCCUGCUGCUGCCCCCCUUCAGUGCAGCAGCUCCCAUCUCCCCAGCCGAGCCCAUCAGACAAGCCUACAGUCUGGCGCUUUACAUGCAGAAGAACACCUCAACGCUGCUGCAGACUUAUCUCCAGUACCAGGGCAGUCCCUUCAGUGACCCGGGCUUCUCGGCUCCAGAGCUUCAGCUCAGCAGUCUGCCUUCUGCUGCUGUUUCCUUCAAGACCUGGCACGCCCUGGAAGAUGGGGAGCGACUGAGCCAUGCCCAGGGGGCCUUUUUGGCCUUGACCCAGCACCUCCAGCUUGUUGGGGAUGACCAGAUCGACUUGAACCCUGGCAGUCCCAUCCUGCUGGCCCAGCUUGGAGCUGCAAGGCUCAGGGCCCAAGGUCUACUGGGCAACAUGGCUGCCAUCAUGACUGCCUUGGGUCUCCCCAUUCCCCCAGAAGAGGACACUCUUGGUCCUGUGCCAUUUGGGGCUUCAGCCUUUGAGAGGAAAUGUCGGGGCUAUAUAGUAACCAGGGAAUACGGCCACUGGACAGAUCGAGCUGUGAGGGACUUGGCUCUGCUCAAGGCCAAAUAUCCAGCAUAG
Messenger RNA from Elephantulus edwardii (Cape elephant shrew), 729 nucleotides. RefSeq names its product cardiotrophin-2-like. The record is from RefSeq and is a predicted model, not a curated record. Gene Ontology annotation, molecular function: structural constituent of ribosome. Lineage: Eukaryota; Metazoa; Chordata; Mammalia; Macroscelidea; Macroscelididae. Gene Ontology annotation, cellular component: ribosome. The transcript is spliced from 3 exons. Bases 1 to 729 code for a protein of 242 amino acids. Gene Ontology annotation, biological process: translation.